Chanos chanos (milkfish) is the source of this 1938-nucleotide messenger RNA. Its product is annotated as leucine-rich repeat and fibronectin type III domain-containing protein 1-like protein. The transcript is spliced from 3 exons. Gene Ontology annotation, molecular function: protein binding. The record is from RefSeq and is a predicted model, not a curated record. Lineage: Eukaryota; Metazoa; Chordata; Actinopteri; Gonorynchiformes; Chanidae. The coding region runs from base 1 to 1938 and encodes 645 amino acids.
AUGAGAUUAGACAUUAUGAGUGCAGCCAUGGAGAAGCUGCUGCUGUGUGUAGCUGUGCUCUGUGUGCCUGCUGCUUCCAUGCUGUGUCCCAAACGUUGCACCUGCCAGAACCUGCUGCCCUCAUAUACUGUGCUCUGUGCCAAGACUGGUCUGCUCUUUGUACCCCCCAACAUCGACCGCCGCACGGCUGAACUACGUCUGAUGGACAACUUCAUCACCACACUGCGACAUCGCGACUUCGCCAACAUGACUAGCCUCAUCCACCUCACCCUGUCCCGCAACACCAUUAGCCAGAUCCUGCCCUAUGCCUUCGCUGACCUCCAAGACCUGCAUGCCCUACACUUGGACAACAACCGACUGACGGUGCUGGAUGACACGCACCUGCAGGGCCUAGUCAACCUCCGCCACCUCAUCCUUAGCAACAACCAACUGCACAGCAUCUCCGAGGGAGCUUUUCAAGACUUUCUGGAGACACUGGAGGACCUGGACUUGUCCUACAAUAACCUUGUGGACGUGCCUUGGGAAACAGUGGCCCUGCUGGCUAGCGUCAACACCCUGAGUUUGGACCACAAUCUCAUCGAGUUUGUGCCUGAGGGCAUCUUCUCCAACUUGCACAAGCUGGCACGACUGGACAUGACCUCCAACAAGCUGAAGAAGAUCCCUCCUGACCCGCUUUUCCUUCGCAUCCCUGUCUAUGCUAAGAUGAAGGGUUCACCACUGACAGCUCUGGUGCUGAGCUUCGGUGGGAACCCACUCCACUGCAACUGUGAGCUGGUGUGGCUCCGCAGACUCACAAGAGAAGAUGACUUGGAGACGUGUGCGUCACCACGGGACCUGGCUGGGAAGUACUUCUGGACCAUUCGCGAGGAAGACUUUGUGUGUGAACCACCGAUGAUCACACGCCACACCUCCAAGAUGUUUGUAAUGGAAGGUCAGGAGGUGAGCCUGCGCUGCAGGUCAGUGGGUGACCCAGAACCAACCACACACUGGGUCAGCCCUGACGGAAAACUAAUUGGAAACACCUCACGGACCACCUGCUAUGAGAACGGUUCCCUGGACAUCCUGACCGCGACCGUAAAGGACUCCGGUGUGUUCACCUGCAUCGCAUCCAAUGCGGCAGGUGAGGCCACCGCCCCUGUGGAGCUGGUGGUGAACCCCUCACCACACUACAACCCCAAAGUAGAGCCUGAACCUGGACCUUCAGAUAUGCCCACCUCCAUAAAGUCCAACAGCAGUGGGGGGCAGUCACGCACUGAGCAGCGUGUCAGUGUAUCUGAGAUCACCUCAUCCUCCGCAACCAUUCGCUGGCCUCCACAGAACCACAUCCCAGGGGUUCGCAUGUACCAGAUCCAGUACAACAGCUCCACUGAUGACAUUCUCAUCUACAGGAUGAUACCAGCCUCACAUAAGCUGUUCAUGCUGAGUGACCUGGCUUCCUCUCGGGACUAUGACCUGUGUGUGCUGGCAGUGUAUGAUGAUGGUGUGACCACGCUAACUGCCACACGUCUGGUGGGCUGUGUUGGUUUCACCACCGAGCGGGAAUAUCGUCACUGCCGUCCCUUACACGACCAGUUCCUGGGUGGCACCAUGAUCAUCGUAAUUGGUGGCAUCAUUGUGGCUUCCGUCCUUGUCUUCAUCUUCAUCCUUUUGAUGAAAUACAAGCUACACAGCAACCACUACAAGCAGAAGGCAGCACGUGUAACCAACGUCUGCUCUCAGACCAACGGUGGCCAAUCAGGGGCAGUGCCUGGACCCCCACCACGUUCCUCCUCUUCUUCAGCCUCUGCCAGCAAGCCUUCAGCUCCUCUGGGAGAGAGGCAAGAGGGGCCCCAGGCCCAGGAAGGGGGCUUUGGGGGACCACUAAAAGGGACCACAGUGGUGGACCUAAAUCCAGAGUAUGGAAAGUCAGUGAAGGAGGAAGACUCCAUAUCGCAAUAA